This is a messenger RNA of Calliphora vicina (urban bluebottle blowfly), 6229 nucleotides long. It is a transcript of the gene side-III, whose product is annotated as sidestep III. The record is from RefSeq and is a predicted model, not a curated record. NCBI's taxonomy places the organism in Eukaryota, Metazoa, Arthropoda, Insecta, Diptera, Calliphoridae. The transcript is spliced from 16 exons. The coding region runs from base 1 to 6222 and encodes 2073 amino acids.
AUGGAAUUGUUAAAAUUUCCCCGCGUAACGCUGCUUCUUGCCUGUCGCUACUGCUUGGGUUUGGCAACGCUUUUCAUAUUCGUUGCCCAUCUUAACUUAACAGCGGGACAAAUAGACUGGGACGACGAUGAUGAUCCAGUCUCAACAGUAGCAGUUGAAGCGGUACUGGGUCGUACAGCCACUUUGCCAUGUGACAUCGAACCGGAAGCCAAGGAUGAUAGAGUUUAUAUGGUCCUGUGGUUUCGUGAAAGUGCUGGUAAACCACUUUACAGUUUUGAUGUACGGGGGAGACCUUUCGAGAAGGCUUUGUACUGGUCUGAUACAAAUUCAUUUGGUCCCAGAGCUUAUUUUGUGACAUCUAAACAACCUGCCAAAUUACAAGUUGACAAUAUACAAUUGGACGAUGAGGGAGUGUAUAGAUGUCGCGUUGACUUCCAAAAUUCUCCUACACGCAAUCAUAGAAUAAAUUUAACGGUUAUUGUUCCUCCACAUCAAAUCUUGGUAUACGAUGCAUCGGGUCGAGAUGUUGCCGGUGCAGUGGGUCCUCUGUUUGAAGGCGACAAUAUUGUGCUGACAUGUGAAGUGCGUGGUGGUCGCCCUGAACCCGUAGUGACAUGGAUGAAUGGCACGCAACAAUUGGAAUCCGGCAGUGGUGUUUCAAUGGGACGUCAUGUAACCGUCAAUCGUUUAGAAGUUCCACACAUAACACGUUCUGCAUUGAACAAUACCUACCGUUGCCAGGCUUCGAAUACAAAAUUAGUACCACCAGUGGAGCGCAGUAUACGCAUUGAUAUGUUGCUCAAGCCGACAUCUGUUAAUCUGACAAACAAGCAAAAGGUUUUCUCAACGGGCACCCAGUACAAUUUGACUUGUAUAGUGGAAGGUUCAGUGCCGGACACAGAAAUAAAGUGGACACAAAAUAAUCGUCCAUUCAAGAGAGGAACGUUAACUACAUCACAAACAAAUGGUAAAGUUUUAUCCACACUCACCUUUAAUCCACAACCAGAAGAUGAUGGCACCCUACUCAAAUGCGAGGGAUCAAAUCCACGCUUACAAAACUCAGCUUUAGAAGACUCUUUAAUGCUGAAUGUCAUGUAUCCACCACAAGUAACAUUGUCAUUAGGCUCAACAUUGAAACCGGAUGACAUUAAAGAAGGCGAUGAUGUUUAUUUCGAAUGUCACAUUAAAGCAAAUCCUAAGGAACAUCGUAUCACUUGGUCACAUAACAGUGUCCCCGUUACCCAAAACGUAUCUUGGGGCAUUAUUAUUUCAACACGUUCUUUGGUAUUGCAACGUGUGGCACGCGUACAUGCUGGUUUGUAUGCCUGUUCAGCAGCAAAUGAUCGUGGCGAAACAACAAGUGCCAUGGUGAAUCUGAGAAUACGCUAUGCUCCGGUAUGUAGCACAAAUGCAGUGAUUGUCAUUGGCGCUUCACUGGAAGAGGCUGUGCCCAUACCCUGUCGCGUUAAUUCAGAUCCACCAGAAAUUGACUUUGAAUGGACUUUCUCUAGUAGCGGUGAACAUUUUGAAGUACCUUCUGGUCAUUAUGCCACAAUACAAGAGGCCACUACAACCGGUGAUAUACAUCGUACUAUUGUUGAGUCCAAUGACACUCAUUUCGAAACUUAUGUAGAGACUGUUAGUGAAUUGAUUUAUACACCAAAAGGCGAACGAGAUUAUGGUACAUUGGCUUGUUGGGGUAGAAAUUCAAUUGGCAAACAAUCAGAACCAUGUUUAUUUCAAGUUGUACCAGCUGCCAAACCAGGAGCUUUGCGUAACUGUACAUUGAGGCCAUAUGUAGUGACCUCAGCAUCGUUAAAUUCAUCGAAUCAAACAACAAUGCAUGCCAAUCAAAUGAUGAUGCCAACACAAUAUGGAAGGCACGAAACAAAUUUCCCGCAUAUGGAAUAUGUACGUGAGCGGAAUAAAGAACAGAGACAGCAGCAGCAGCAACAGCAACAGCAACCAAAUCGAAACGGUAGUAACAAUAGUAAACAUAUGAAUAACAACAACAGCAACAGUAAUAGUAGUAGCAACAAAAAUCAUAAUAAAAUUUACAAUGAUGGUAUUAAAGGGACAAACAAAAAAUCUAAUAAUAAUAAUGGUAGUGGCAGUGGCAAUAAUGCUGGUUCUGGCGCUGGUGUGGCCAGUAAUAAUAAACGAACUAACAACAAUAUUAAUCAACAGCAUAAUAUACAAAAAAAUCAGCAACAACAACAGCAAAAUUAUAAGCAACAAAUGAUUGUGCAAAAAUAUCGCAUUCCCUUAAAUCCCCAACAACUGCAAAGAUUAAAAAAACGUACUUCUUUUACACCCUCCCAAACAUUGGCCAGCAUUAAACGACAACAGUUGGAUAAGAAAAAACAACAACAGAAACAACAACAACUGCAGCAGCAGCAACAGCAACAGCAACAACAACAGCUGAAAGUUAAAAAUGCUAACAACCAUGAGCAAGAUGAAACUUCAGUUGCAGAUGAUGACGAUGAUGGCAACCAUCAUAGUAACAGCAACAAUAAUAAAAAUAACAACGGCAAUAAUAAUAGUAUAAAAACGAUGGGGCCACUGGCAACCGUAUCAAAAGGAUUUAUCAAUAAUCAAAGUGAUGGAUUGUCAGUGCCAAUAACAAGCAACUUAAAAAUGGACAUAAAUACAGCAGGAGCAGGAAUGAAAGGUGGAGCGUCAGCAGCAACGGUAUCUGUAACGACAACAAAGAAAAAAUUACGUACAAAACGUGGUGCCAAAGAUAAAAACCACGUCAGUACCAAAACAGCAGCAUCUAAGAAUGAUAAUGACAAUGAUGAUGAUGCUGCAAGAAGUUCAAUAGCAACUAAGAAGAAAGAUCACCAAUACCGUCAGUUACAGUCAAAGCAACAACAGCAGCAACAGAAGCAGGAACAAACCCCAAAACUUCCAAAGAGUAAAAAGAAAAAAUCUAAUUUAUCAUUGCGUUUAGAGAAGCCACACAAAAAACUAGCUGUUGUUAAUGCAAUGUCAGCUACCACAAAAAAGGUAUCAUCAACCAGCAGCAGCUUAAGCAGCAACAACAACAAAAACGACAACGAUAGGUAUCACAAUAAACAACAUAACAAAAACACGCACAAACGUGAUAAAACUACAAUGAGAGUAAUUCAUCAUCAUCAACAACAACACAAUCAACAACAGCACCAGAAACACGAACACGAACACCAAGAAAUGGAUAAAAUAUUAGCACAAACAACAAAACCAAUAGAAAAGGAAAAUACCAAACAGCAAAACAUUAACUCAGCAAAAACAGCAAAAAACCAACAUCAGAAACGUGUGACAAAACGAGAUGUUGCCGCAAGAAAUUUAGAAAAAAAUCAAAAACUUCCAUUAAUACAACUACAGCAACAAGAACAAAAUGAUGGAUCUAAAGAUGCUGCAGGCCUACUACAGCAUUUAGUGGGCAACGCUAAUGAAAAUGAUGCAGCUCAACAUAGUACAACCAAUAACAAUACUAAUGCCAAAGGCGAUCAUCAGUAUUAUCAUCGCAGCCAUCCAAAAGAUAUCAAUAGCUUAAUUACCAAAAACAAACUGCAGAAUGAUAAAAAACGCAUACGCAAAUCACUAACACAAAAGGAGCGUUACUUUAUUAAAAUCAGCAGCAAUAAUACACUACAUUCGAAUAAUGAAAGCACGACAAACUACAACUACAACAACCUGCAACUACAACUUAAUGAUUCAACAAAAUCGAAUACUAACCGACAAUCAAAGAUACUGCCUCCAAAUAAACCAGAAAUUACCAACAGCAAACUUACACAACAGCAAAUGGGCCAAAAGCAACAACUACUACAGCAGGCGAAAACUUCUUUACAACCUUCGAAAUCCUUAUCUUAUGAAGACUCUAGUAAAGAGACAUCAUCAGCCUCAUUAACAGCCCAGACCGCAACAGCAGCAGCAUCAUCGUAUCAAACUGAAGACGAGGACGCUGAUGCGGAUGUAGCUGAUGAUGACGAUGAUGAUGAGCAAUUGGAAAAUUUAGAAAUGUUCGAAAAUAACAAUUCAAUAUACACUCAUACCAACAAAAAUAAUUACACUGAUGAAUUGCAAGCCUUAGAAGAAGACGAAGAUGAGGAUGAUGAAGAUAAUGAAAGUGCUACAAAUAUUGAAGAUGAAGAGAUGGAUGAGGCGGCCGAAGAGGAAGACGAUGAGGAUGAUGCUGACUUAUUAGCCGAAAUGGUCGAUGAUUAUGCAUUAAAUGAUUCAAAAGUCUUGGAUGAAGUUAUUUCAACAAUAGAUAAUGCUUUACAAACACAAAUGACUUACAAUACAACCGCACAAUAUGCAACAGCAACACAGCAACGAAAAUACCAUACAAAGAUGCCACAGCACUCCAACAAUAGGCCAGGAAAUAUUGAUGAAGUUCACCACAAUAAUGAAAUCAACAGAAACCAUAUCGAUGAUAAUACUCAUGACAAUAAUCAUGAUAAUGACAAUGAUGAAAACGAGAAUGGCAAUGCCGAUGACGAUGAUGAUAAUAAUGACAAUGAUAAUGAUGACGAGGAUGAUAAUAAUGAACCACAUUUUGAUUAUUCACGUAUGGAAUAUAAUUUUCAUAACGGCAUUGCCACCCACAGUCUUAUUGGUCCUUAUGGUUCAUCAGACUUGGCUAAUAAUGGUUAUGGCAAUGGUGCUGGACCUGUUGGUAGUGGAGCUGAUGGCAUUUUAGGUGGUGCUGGUGGUGGAGGCGGUGGUACAAUUAAUUUUGAUAAUUACGAUAAUAUUAUUUAUUCAACAAUGGAAUUGGAAUGUAUGCCAGGCUAUGACGGUGGCCUACAGCAGCAGUUUUAUUUGGAAGCAUACGAUUCGAAAACAAAGAAAUUACGCCUGAAUACAUCCAGCACAUAUGCAGAUGUGCCCAUAUUUCGUGUUGACUUAAGUGAUUUAACACCCAUGGACUAUUAUCCAGAUCCAAAUCCAGCCUUACAUCUUGUUGUCUACAGUGUUAAUCAAAAAGGACGCUCAGAGGCAAUUGUUUUAGAAAACAUACCAAUUAAUGAGGCAGAAAAACGUUCCGAUGGUCGUAUGAGUUUGUCAAUUUUACCUAUAGCUGCUCUUUUAACUGGAACACUAUUUACUGUGGGCAUUGCUGUCCUCUUUGUUGUUGUAGUUGCUGUUCGCAAAAGGCGUUGUCAAGGUGGUCGCAAUAUGUGCGAUGACAAGGACAAACAUUUAGGCAUGGAUGUUACAGUUACAGCUCCCCUAGAGACCGGACCCGGCCAUCAACGUUUAGUUGUGGCGUAUACACUGAAACAAGGCAUUGAGAAGCAACCGGAUAUAUUGAGCGCACAAAAGAAUGCAACGGGUAGCGCAACAUCAUCGCCAUUAGGAAAUCGACCAAGUGGUAUAUUCAUAGAUACCAACACCAGCAAUGGAGGUGUUGGCUCAAAAGCAGCAAACUAUGCCAAUAGUAAUGGGGCAGUGGGUGGUGCGGGUAAUAAUUCAACAUCAGGAAACUAUGAUUCACCUAAUAUGAAUUAUAAUGACAACAACUCCGAUCCUUUACAGCAGCAACUCAACAGCCCACCCUCACAAUCCAGUACCCUAAAGUUGGGACAAGAUUCUAGAAAACCUUAUCAAACGCCACCAUUAUUAUAUGAUGCACUUAAUCGUCACGACAUAUCACGCUAUGAUCCCCUCCCCUUAAGUAUGAACUAUGGUGGCAGUAAUAGUACAUUAAGUUCUGGCGGCAGUGCAGGCAAUACAUCGCUAACCAACAAUACCGCAGCAGCAUCAUCAUCUCUAAUGCAAAACAGUUUAACCAAUGGUCACUAUACAAAUCAUCAUACAUUGCCACACUCGAGUGCGGUGUUACAGCAACAUCAACUGCCAUCUGCCCAUCACACCUUAGGCUCAGAGAAAUUAUCAAUUGCUGAUUAUCUCACUGCCAGCAGUUUAAUUGAUUAUAAUCUAAGUAAAUCAGCAACCGGUAUGUUAACGAAUGCCAUUGUUGGCUCAGGCUGUAGUGGAGGUGUGGCAACAAAUCCUACAUCCUCAUCCACAAGCAGUACUAUGGGUCACAUGACCCUGCCCAAGGGUUUAGGUUUAGGUUCAAUAAUAGGUGUCAACAAUGGCUCGGCGACUAUGCCCUCAGCUACUCUAACACCUUCGGCUUCCACAAAUCUAUCGAUGACACAAAAAUCUACCGCUAAUCGUAAUCAUAUUAUAACGGACACCCUACCGGGUCCUGAAAGUUGUGUUUAAAUUUAGA